AUGAGCCACCCUACCGUUGACGAUGGCUCUUUGGCCGAAGUCAUAAACUCCUUGAAAUCCAUCCAGCAGACUCAGUCUGACCUUGUGGCUGCUGUCGACUUGCUGAACCAACGAUACCAACAGCUGCCUGUUGAUUCUGAUGCAGCCACACUCGAUCCGAAUGCAUCCCUCAGCGAGAUCCCUGAAAGAUCUCGAACCCCCGAGCCUUCCGAUGCCGUUGGUGAAUCUGCCAAGAGCUCUUCGUCCGAUUUGACCUUGCAGGCCCCAGCUUUGCCCUCGUCACCCAGCCAGCGAUCCGGCCUCACUUCCCGCAUCAUCCUAACUGGUGGUUCUUACUCCAUCUACUAUGCCCUGGCUGUUGCCAGCAAGCAACUUAAUCUCGAGCAUAGACCCGACUUCACCAACACGGAGCCGGCUGCUAAGAUUGGUCCCUUCCCUCAAUGGGGAGAUCCCAAGAAGAUCGUCGCCAUGGAUCCCUGGGGCCAUCUGUCUCCCUGGCUCUUCAAGGACACUAUCGAGAAGCACAACGUCGACAUUCGCCCAACCAUCGCCAUCACUAAGGCACAUAUGAAGCUUCCCGAGCUGGAGGAGAGUGUCAAGAGUGGAAGACUUGUUCCUGACGGCAAAGUCUGCUUGAACGAGCUUGGAGAGCUGGCCGUAACCAAGUUCGCCGUCGAGCCGGUUUGGUAUCUCCCCGGCGUAGCUGAAAGAUUCGGCAUCGAUGAGGGGGCCUUGCGAAGGUCUCUUUUCGAACACACUGGUGGCAGCUACCCCGAGUUGAUUACCCGCAACGAUAUUAAAGUGUUUCUGCCCCCCAUAGGUGGUCUGACAGUAUACUGUUUCGGCGACCCGGCCAAAAUGUCCGACGAGUCAGUACGACUGGCAUUGCGAAUUCACGAUGAGUGCAAUGGUAGCGACGUUUUUGGAUCCGAUAUCUGCACAUGUCGCCCUUAUCUCAUAUUCGGCAUCGAAGAGGCAGUCAAGGAGGCGCAGAAUGGCGGGAGUGGUGUCGUUAUUUACUUCCGAAAAGAGGGCAGAGCCCUCGUCGUGUACAACGCUCGUAAGCGCGGAGAAGACCGAGCAUCGGACUACUUUAAGAGGACAGAGAACAUUGCUGGAGUGAAGGACAUGCGUUUCCAGGCUCUCAUGCCCGAUAUCCUGCACUGGCUCGGAAUCCGCAAGAUCGACAGAAUGCUGAGCAUGAGCAACAUGAAACAUGAUGCCAUUGUAGGACAAGGAAUUCCCAUUCACGAGCGUGUCGAGCUCCCCGAGGAGUGGAUUCCUGCAGAUUCUCGCGUCGAGAUUGAUGCAAAGAUUACUGCAGGAUACUUCACCGCCGGAAAGCGCAUGACCGAAGAAGAGUUAAGAGCUGUGCAGGGCAGGAUGUGGGAAGAUCUCGACCAUUAG
Colletotrichum tamarilloi is the source of this 1407-nucleotide messenger RNA. RefSeq names its product GTP cyclohydrolase II. The record is from RefSeq and is a predicted model, not a curated record. Gene Ontology annotation, molecular function: GTP cyclohydrolase II activity. The transcript has 16 exons. Bases 1 to 1407 code for a protein of 468 amino acids. NCBI's taxonomy places the organism in Eukaryota, Fungi, Ascomycota, Sordariomycetes, Glomerellales, Glomerellaceae. Gene Ontology annotation, biological process: riboflavin biosynthetic process.